CAAACAGUAUGGCGGCGGGGCACUAGUGAUGGCCAAGAUGGGGACCUUUUUACGCCAAUUAUACGCCGUUUUCAGCCUCCUGGAGUGCGUCAAUCAUCUGGUCAGCAGCGUAAAUGGCCAGAGUCAUGCGUUCAUCCAGGUGGACAAUGAACUCAAGUAUUUGGUGGACGGCGUCGCCAUACACAUGAACGAGAUAAUAAAAACUGGGGAGACGGAAAUAAGGUACGGGGACAUCGUUGACGAGAAGGGCGUCCCCUCAAAAAAUUAUAUUGUGUUCGAUCCACCACACUUAGAUUUUAAAGAACAUCCGACCGGCAUGCCCCUGAUGAGGAAGGUGGUGGUGCAGAACAGCAGUCCGGAGAGCAGCGUGCAGCUACACUCGCUGUCCGGCAACACUCUGCACUUCCACUGCACCUUCUUCCAAGACAAGGUGGUGAUGCCGGGCGGGAACACCUCCUUUGACGUGGUGUUCCUGGGCCGCGAGGAAGGCCUCAUAGAGAACACCAUCUUCAUUCACACCUCCAUCGGCACCUACAAAUAUGGGGUGAGUGGUGAUGCUGGUGGUGGUGGUGUGGGCACAGUGUUUCCCAUGAGGCCACUGGUGGGCUGGAUAUCCCUUCACUGGUAG
This is a messenger RNA of Eriocheir sinensis (Chinese mitten crab), 628 nucleotides long. Its product is annotated as transmembrane protein 131-like. The record is from RefSeq and is a predicted model, not a curated record. NCBI's taxonomy places the organism in Eukaryota, Metazoa, Arthropoda, Malacostraca, Decapoda, Varunidae. The transcript has 7 exons. Bases 29 to 628 code for a protein of 199 amino acids. Gene Ontology annotation, cellular component: membrane.